CCAAUCAGCGCCAGUCUAGUCGGGCCCGCCCCGCCCCGCCGGCGGCAGCUCAGGGCCUGGUAUGGUGGCGGUGGCCCCGGCGGAGCUGUUUGGAAAGAAGAAAGAUGGAAAGUGGCACGGUUCUGCUGGAAUCCAAAUCCUCCCCAUUUCACCUGCUUCGGGAAAUGCACAAGCUCCGCCUUCUUGGCCACCUGUGUGACGUCACCAUCAGCGUGGAGUACCAGGGUGUACGAGAAGACUUCAUGGCCCACAAAGCGGUGCUGGCAGCCACCAGCAAGUUUUUUAAGGAUAUGUUCCUGAAUGAGAAGAGUAUGGAUGGGACCAGGACUAACGUGUACUUACAUGAGGUGCAGGUGGUCGACUUUGCUUCGUUUCUUGAGUUUGUCUACACUGCCAAGGUUCAGGUGGAGGAAGACCGGGUGGAGCGGAUGCUGGAGAUGGCAGAAAAGCUCAAGUGUUUGGACCUGUCGGAAACUUGUUUCCAAUUAAAGAAGCAGAUGUUAGAGUCGGUCCUUUUGGAAUUGCAGAAUUUCUCGGAGUCUCAGAAGGCUGAAGCCAACAGUGGCCCCCUGGCCAAUGUUGCUGUAGACUCUAGAGCAAGUGUGGCCGGGGAUAGUGCCCAUUGCAACGGUCUUCUGGGCUCCUCAGAUCACUCAGAGGACGGGCUCAGCAAUGGCUUGUCACCAGAUAUGCCAGCGAGGAAGCCCAAGGAAAAGCUAGACAAGAAGAGAGAUGUGGCCAAACCUCCCUACCCUAAAAUCAGAAGAGCGAGUGGAAGGCUGGCUGGGAGAAAGGUGUUUGUGGAAAUCCCUAAAAAGAAAUACACAAGACGACUCCGAGAGCAGCAGAAGAGUGCCGAGGACGCAGUUGUGGGGGAUUGUGUGUGUCCCCAGGAGCAGCCUGAAGGCAGUGUGGUCACAGAGACGGAGGCAGCUGCAGAGACAAAGCUGGAUGCCGAGAUGAUCCCGUCCACAGAUAUGGCACCUGCUGCAGCAGGGAGCCAGGGAUGUGGUGCGGGGGAGCUGGAGGGAGCACUACAGAGGGAAAGGGCAGCAGGGCCUGGGAAGGAGGCUGAGGGCGAUGGCGACGACGGCGAGGAGGGCAGAAAGAAGAGUAACUUGAAGUGUACGCUCUGCGACAAGGCCUUCUUGUAUGAGAAGAGCUUCCUGAAGCACGUCCAGCAGCACCAUGGUGUGGCCACCGAGGCGGUGUACCGCUGCGACACCUGCGGCCAGACCUUCGCCAACCGCUGCAACCUCCGGAAUCACCAGCUCCUCGUGCACAGCAGCGAGCGCCACUUCCCCUGUGAGCUGUGCGGGAAGAAGUUCAAGCGCCAGAAGGACGUGCGGCGGCACGUGCUGCAUGUGCACGAGGGCGGAGGUGCACGCCACCGAUGUGCAGAGUGUGGCAAGGGCCUAAGCUCAAAGACGGCCCUGCGCCUGCACGAGCGCACGCACACAGGAGAUCGGCCGCAUGUUUGCCCUGACUGCGGCGCGCGCUUCUCACAACCCUCAGCGCUCAAGACCCACAUGAGAAUUCAUACAGGGGAAAAGCCUUUUGUCUGUGAUGAGUGUGGGGCGAGAUUCACUCAGAACCACAUGCUGAUUUACCACAAAAGGGUCCACACAGGUGAAAAGCCUUUUAUGUGUGAAACAUGUGGCAAGAGUUUUGCUUCCAAGGAGUACUUAAAGCACCACAACAGAAUCCAUACUGGCUCCAAACCUUAUAAGUGUGAAAUGUGUUUCAGGACUUUUGCCCAGCGGAACUCACUCUACCAGCACGUGAAAGUCCACACAGGGGAGCGGCCCUACUGUUGUGACCAGUGCGGGAAGCAGUUCACCCAGCUCAAUGCCCUCCAGCGCCACCGUCGCAUCCACACAGGAGAGAAGCCGUUCAUGUGUAACGCGUGUGGACGAACAUUCACUGACAAGUCCACCCUCCGGCGGCACACCUCAAUCCACGAUAAGAAUACUCCAUGGAAGUCUUUCCUUGUUAUUGUAGAUGGCUCACCGAAGAACGACGAAGAGCAUAAGACAGAGCAGCCCGAUGAAGAGUAUGCACCCCCCAAACUUCCGCAGAAGUUGCUGCCCUUCGCAGAAAAUGGCCACUUUGACAGCCUGGCCACUGCGCCAGGUAUGGCACCUGCCAGACAAAACAAUGCCACACAUGCAGACUGUAAGGCGGAUGCUUCCGUGGUGUCCCAGGAUACUCUGCUUGCCACUGCCAUGAGUGAGCUCGGUGAGCUGACCCCACAGACAGACUCGAUGCCCACACAGCUUCACUCUCUGAGCAGCAUUGAAUGAGCUUCAUGUGGUCUGCGGGUGACAGCCAUGCUCCACGAUGCACUAGCAGCCUAGAAGUCACUGUUCGUGGGAAGGGUGCCCUCUCCACAUGACCCCGACCUUGCACAUUCUCAUCACACCACUUUCAAAUUUCCCUUCGGCGUCCUGACUUGCAUGACCUUUACUCCCUGAAUCCCGGUGUAGGCAGUGUGCACUGUUGAUGCUUGGCCCGCUUUUGUCCUAAUGCACAGAACAUGGCACUGCCCAGCUCCUGAGUGCUCUUCGUAGUCUUCCUGGUCCCGCCCUGCCUUAAACUCCAUGUGCUUUAAAGUGUUUUCUGCCAAGCCAAAAUAAAGCUGGGACCAUGUAAUUUCA
This is a messenger RNA of Heterocephalus glaber (naked mole-rat), 2657 nucleotides long. RefSeq names its product GDNF inducible zinc finger protein 1 (gene Gzf1). The record is from RefSeq and is a predicted model, not a curated record. Gene Ontology annotation, molecular function: protein binding; DNA-binding transcription repressor activity, RNA polymerase II-specific; RNA polymerase II cis-regulatory region sequence-specific DNA binding. Lineage: Eukaryota; Metazoa; Chordata; Mammalia; Rodentia; Bathyergidae. Gene Ontology annotation, cellular component: nucleoplasm. Gene Ontology annotation, biological process: regulation of transcription by RNA polymerase II.